This is a messenger RNA of Fusarium tjaetaba, 1710 nucleotides long. RefSeq lists its product as uncharacterized. Gene Ontology annotation, molecular function: DNA binding; zinc ion binding. The transcript has 3 exons. NCBI's taxonomy places the organism in Eukaryota, Fungi, Ascomycota, Sordariomycetes, Hypocreales, Nectriaceae. Gene Ontology annotation, biological process: DNA-templated transcription. Bases 1 to 1710 code for a protein of 569 amino acids. The record is from RefSeq and is a predicted model, not a curated record.
AUGCAGUUCAGGUACCGCAGCUCACCCAACCAGAAUCAGCUUCCUCCACAUGUAGACCGCAAGUUGUUCAGCUACCAUACUGAAGCUCUCUCAAACAACAAGGCUGCUUCUUUCAACGUGCGAUUAAACCAUUUGACGUCGAAUCUUCCACCUGCCCAUCAAGCACGUCUGCUAUGCGAACACUUUAUUGCCACCAUCCAACCCACGUUCGGUGUCCUGCACGUGCCGUCAACUAGAUCACUUGUUUAUAGCUGUGUGGGCUCUGACAAAGGAGCUGUAAAGUUUGACGAGUUGCUCAUGCUUUUCAGUAUCUUUGCUGGUGCGGCCUUGGCCUGGACAGACGAACUUCUUCAUAGGCUUGAAGCAACAAAAGCCAACGCCGUGUCGGCCUUCGACUGCUAUUUCCAAUCUGCUCUGUCGAUCAUUGAAGACACUGGCACGCCACUACCGCCCUCAGUCACUGCCGUAUCAGCGAUAUGUACGCUUGCACACGUGGCCAUCAACUCUGACGAUGUCCUCCCGAUCAAGGCAUUGGAUCUGAGAAGCCGGUGCUACAAUAUGUGCCGUGAAAUGAUGAUUCAUCGCUUAGAUAGCCCGGCAGCACAGAAGGAGCGAGAUAGAAGCCCGGCCAACAAUAUUGAAUUGGAGGUUCAGAGACGUGUAUGGUGGAACAUCGUUGCUUCUGACUGGUUGACUUCGUUCUCUGGGAGUUCCCAGGAGGGCAUCUACACAUUCAUCCCGAGACUGAUGAGAGUAAAGCAACCGCGUAACGUCGAUGAUGCUGCGCUCACAGCUUUAGGGGACAUUACUGAUUUACCUAUCACCGUUCCAACAGACAUGACAUUUUUCUUUCUGCGUCUCAGAACGGCAGAAAUAUCUCGCGAGAUUAUCGAUACGAUCGCACCUCUGGCCGAUGACGCCCCUGAAGAAGACUACGAAGUCAUCCUCCAGCUUGAUAGAAAACUACAGGAUUUUGUCAAAGGCCUUCCCGAGUUUUGCAAGCUCGACCCGGAGAGUAUGCUGAAGUCCGAAGACAUUUGCAAAUCGAGGCCGUUCAUCUACUGGCAACGAAUUAGUCUCCACCUCGGCAUCCACGCACGCAUUUGUCGCCUUCAUCGUCCUUAUCACCUCGCAGCGUACUCAGAUCCUCGAUAUUCCUACUCUCGAACGACGAUACUCUCAUCAGCAUACAAGAUCUUGGAACUCAGACGCAUGAUGGACGACCCGGUUGCCAAGCUUCACUUUAGACCGGAGAGGUAUUGGGUAAUCUUCUUGCACGUCACCUCAGCCGCGAUAGCGUUGGCAGUCGACCUGUCUCACAACCCUGAUACCCCCGACGCUGAAGCCAUAAAGGAAAAGGUCAGAGUCGCGUACGAGACGCUGAACAAAUCGAGGAAGAACGCGGAGAGCUUGAUCAGAGGUAUUGAGAAGAACAUGGAGCAGGUCAUGGGGACUGUGCAGAAGCAGCGUGCGAAUGCGGUGAUAUCAGCGUCACCGGCUGGGACAUCGAGCGCCAACUUGGGAUCGGUUCCUGAAAGUGCUUUCAUGGACAUGAGCGAUGUGACAGUGGGCAUGCAGGAAGACGGUUUCGGGGACGAACAUUCGCACCAGCUCUGGUCAGACUUUUUGGCUGCUGUGCCUGACCUUGAAGAGUUUCAGUGGACUUCUCUUUUGCAAGACCUCGACUUUGAUCCUAGCAACUUCAGUUAA